AUGUCGGAACCAGAAGACAAUCAAGGAACCCCGAGUAAGCAAAAAGCUGUGAGCAGUGAAUAUACUCACCAAUCUGCUCAUAUCGUAGGCAAUGAUUCAUGGCAACAAGUUGGGUUGAUGCUGGUGACCAGCUUCAAUUGUGGGUACAUAUUGAGCUUUUCAUUUCUUCAGUUGGCGUGUUUGGGUUGGAAACGGGGUAUCACAUGCCUACUGUUUUUUGGGGUCUAUACUUUUUAUGCCCACUGGCUUAUGGCUGGUUUUCACAUCAUCAAUGGCCAAAGAUUUAUCAGAUUCAGAGAUCUCAUGGGAUAUACCUGUGGAAGAAAGAUGUAUUACAUCACGUUUUACCUCCAAUACUUGGUCAUUCUUCUUACAAACAUGGGUUUCAUUCUCCUUGGGGGAAACGCACUCAAGGCGAUAAACAUGGAAUUCAGCGAGAAUCCUUGGAGGGUCCAAUACUAUAUCGUUCUCACUGGAGCAGCCUUCUUCAUUUUCGCAUUCUGCGUUCCUACAAUGUCUCAUAUGGGAAUCUGGCUCAUCCCCUCUACAGUUAUCACCUUUUUGUAUAUUAUCACACUCUUGGUGGUAGUGAUUAACGAUGGGAAAAAUAACACAAACCGUGAUUAUCGUGUCCCCGGAACCAAAGAAGAGAGGGUGUUCGGAGCCUUUAAUGCAAUUUCAGCAAUUGUUGUGAGCAGUAGUUCAGGAUUAUUACCAGAAAUACAGUCAACUGUUAAGAAGCCUGAAGUGGCAAAUAUGAGGAAGGCUCUCUACAUGCAGUACACUGUGGGGAUAUUGUUUUACUAUGGAGUUAGCAUUGCAGGAUACUGGGCAUAUGGCAAUGAUGUAUCUUCAUACCUCCCCGAUAUGCUAAGUGGUCCGAAAUGGGUCAAGGUUCUCAUAAACGCUGCUGUUUUUCUACAAGCCAUAGUAUCCCAACAUACAUUUGUUAUGCCGAUUCAUGAGGCCCUAGAUACCGGUUCCCUCCUACUGGAUAAGAGCAUUAACUCGCCAGAAAAUCUCAAGAGAAGAUUCUACCUUCGAUUCCUCCUCUUUGCGGGAAAUACAUUUAUGACAGCAGCUAUUCCUUUCAUGGCGGACUUUGUAGCCUUGUUUGGAGCAUUAGCACUCAUUCCUCUAACUCUUGUGUUCCCAAGUUUGGUUUUCAUUAGAGUCAAGGGAAAGACAGCCAGAUUAGGGGAGAACUUAUGGCAUUGGUUCAACAUUAUUGCGUUUUCUUCCCUGGCGCUUGUUGCCACUAUUGCUGCAGUUUAUGAGAUAGUCAACAGUGUUGAAUUAUAUAGUUUCUUUGCAGAUUCAUGA
Molecule: messenger RNA, 1323 nt
Organism: Fragaria vesca subsp. vesca
Lineage: Eukaryota; Viridiplantae; Streptophyta; Magnoliopsida; Rosales; Rosaceae
Product: proline transporter 2-like
Exons: 8
Coding region: 1-1323 (440 amino acids)
Cellular component (GO): plasma membrane
Source: RefSeq, a predicted model, not a curated record